Papaver somniferum (opium poppy) is the source of this 1360-nucleotide messenger RNA. RefSeq lists its product as uncharacterized. Lineage: Eukaryota; Viridiplantae; Streptophyta; Magnoliopsida; Ranunculales; Papaveraceae. Bases 154 to 1059 code for a protein of 301 amino acids. The transcript is spliced from 2 exons. The record is from RefSeq and is a predicted model, not a curated record.
GUGAAUUAGAACUAAGCUUUCUCUCUUCAUUUCCUUUUCUUCCUUCCCCUGUUAGCUCUCAAAACACACUUGAACUAAGCCGCCAUUGCUGUUCGGAUUUGCUUCAUUGGGAAAGUAGCGAAAAACAGAAUUUCAGGCACACAAAAGUAACUUAUGGAAGUAAACCGCAGCGUUCAGGCGCACACAAGUAAUUUAAUGGAAUUAGAUCAGAGGAUAGUGGUGCACACAGGUAACUCAAUUGAGUCAGCCCAGAGUGUUGGGGUGCUUGCUGAAGUUGAAAUGCCUACAGAAAAUAUCUUCCCAGUUCCAGCGUCAAUGCAAACAAGUGAACUUACAGGGGUAGUGGAAGCUGUAGCUGAGGUUGCCGUUCCUAGUGCAACAAAACAAGGUAAGUUUCUAGGUGCAGGCCAGCUAUAUGAUGAAGGUAAGCACUGCGGAAAGGUUCAGGAUGAGGAUUUUGUAGAGGUUGGAGGGUUCCGCGUACAGAAAACACACGCAUCACUGUAUGAAGCGAUCUGGAUGAAGUAUGGGCACAUUGCUUCCAACCAGGUUCUUACAGAUUUUUAUUAUUCCCAAGUUGUCGUUGUCGGUGAAGUAAUGGAUGUUAUUGCGGAAAUGAAUGACCAACCUAUGGAGGAGGUUUCUGAAGAGGUGAUUGCUGAUUGGGAGGAGAAGAUAAAAGUACCAGAGAAACUUGAAUUCAAUAUCGGCUGGCUUCGAGAGUGCUUGGACGAUAUUAAGGAAAAUUUUGCUGAGGAGAAGAAGUUCCGAGACACAUUAAUGGAACAGAAUCAGGCAAAAGUGAUUGAGGCUGAGCAGCAGUUGGUCUUGGCAAAAGAGAAACUUGUCGCCUUGGAAACUGAGAUUACUACCCUACUCAUGGGGAGAGCAAAUUUUCAAAAGAAGUGUGGUGGUGGUUUGCUGCUUCUAAGCAGUGACACAAACUUGUCAAUUGUCACGGAUCCAGUGCAAAGGAAUGCAAUUCUGAUUGAAGAACCUAUCGAUAACAACAACACAAAGACAGUGCGCCCUAAAAAAAUUGCAAAAAAAGACGCCUGAUUUCUAGCCUCACCAUGUAGUCCUGUUAAUGAAGUUUCCUUUUGUGUCUGAUCCAGACAGAAUAGAUGAUUUCCUUCUAAAAGCAUUUAAUAUUUCAUCAAACUGGUGGAUGGGAUGUGAUGCGUAUAGGCAUUUUUUACCUCCAAAAUGGUUACAAGCUGCGGCGUAAUUUUGUAGGCUAAUGCGCUAGCUUUAACUGAAUUUGUAUGUGAGGUAUAUCGGUGGUUUAGUUGUUUUUUGUUUGUAAUUUUAAUUAAGGCUUUCUCAUUUAGAGAUAGUCAACAGAUGUAUCUUUUGUCGA